Molecule: messenger RNA, 1585 nt
Organism: Alternaria rosae
Lineage: Eukaryota; Fungi; Ascomycota; Dothideomycetes; Pleosporales; Pleosporaceae
Exons: 1
Coding region: 176-1480 (434 amino acids)
Source: RefSeq, a predicted model, not a curated record
AGAAGCCGUCUCUGAAUCGAGGUAGCCUGGUGGCUUCGGUAGCCUCGCUCUUUUUUCUCUCAGAGGGCCAGCUCCGUUCCCCGUCUUUCCUCUCUUUCCGAGUCUCAUUUGUUCGAAACAAGAGUUUGGCGUCCACCACUACAGACUGAAAGCGGAUUCUCCAUUGAACAUAGUCAUGGGCCUCUUGAAGAAGACCAAGAGCUUUUGGCAGAUAAAAAGAACGCCGAAUUCGCACGUUGCAGCGACACUGCCACCACUCAAUGAAGUCGACACUCCUCCACUACCUUCUAACCAGCAGGAUCCUAGUCGUCAAAUACCUCAGCGAACACCGGACCCAGCCCGACUCGUAACGGCCGAGAAUAUACGGGAGCUUAGAGAGAGAAUUCGCUAUCGGUACAGUUUGGAUGUCGAAAUCUUGAAGCAAAGAAACGUCAAGCCAUAUAUGCGCGGGAAUCUAGAAGAGAACAUAAGGAAAUCAGUAGCUGCGCUUGCAGACAUACGGAAGAUGGUGCAAGGUUGGGACCGACGAGAGUUCUUUGCCACUGACUUGGAAUAUGAGAAGUUCCAGGUAAUCAAGAGCCGCCUGUUGGAUGGCAACAAGAUAAAUUGGGAAAAGACCAAGCCGUGGGAGUUGGACCUAAGUAACAUGGUCCCUCUUCGAGCCCCACACGAGAUGAGCGGUCGGACAGAGUCGACGGCACAGCGGUCAGCGCCUUCGUCAUUUGACAGUCGUCGGCCCCCUCGGGAACGUCCAGAUGAUGUGCCUUUUGCACGGCAAACCCAGAGGCCCGAGCGAGUGUCUGAUCGAAAUCCUUCGCAGCGAAGCCGGUUCGCUACAGACCCUUCACGGCAGACGCAGCAUGUUGCGAACACUCCACAACAAGAGCAACACGGUGCGCACAACUCGAGGCAAGCUCCGUAUAUCACGAAUCCUGCCCCUCAAAUCUAUCGUGCGGCAGAUCCCGUGAGGCGGAGCCAACGUGUCGAAGGUCUGCCGCAGCAAGACAUGUAUGCUCUUGUAUCCCCGCCACAAAGCGACCUCUCUCUGCUCUCACAGAGAAGCGAGCUCGGUGUGAGAUCGCCACCGCCGAGCGAGCUAGCUCCAGGUUCUCCGUCGGCGGCCAGGUAUGCGCCAUACGUUCCGCCAGAUGCUUACAGGACGCAGUCCUAUAUGCAAAACACCCAGUCCGCGGCACAAUAUGGCAGUGUUCCAUACUCACAGCCUGGCGGAGUUGUGGCAGCCACACCUAGGCAAACUGAAGGGUUACGACUGUCUCGGCAAAGAGAUAGUCGGGUUGUAUCAGCUCCAACACCACAUAUCCGAUUGAUCGCGCCUACACCACCGGUGGGUCGAAGAGUCUUGUCGGACCCAUCCCAUAUUGACGAUGCCGGUGAUGGAUUGAUACGCAUAGAUAGUCCUGUCCCAAGGGGUCGAGUCCAAGGUCCUCCGUCAUCUCAACACAGUGCCCCCGGGUAUUGAGGAGCCAGAGAACGUAGUCUUGCGCAUUCUUGCCCGAUUCAUCUUCUUUCAUAGACACAGUUUACAGUGAGGAUCUGUACGACCCCAUUCCGAAGGGCGCCUCUU